AUGGCGGCAUCGUCGGCGAGGGUAGAUCUGGACGCUCUCCCUGUGGUUAAGUACUGUUCAGAGAAUAACAAGCGGCUCAUUCACUUCUCCACUUGUGAAGUAUACGGGAAAACCAUUGGUAGCUAUCUUCCCCAAGAUAGCCCCUUGCGACAGGAUCCUGCUUACUAUAUCCUUAAAGAAGAUACAUCCCCUUGCAUUUUUGGCCCAAUUGAGAAACAAAGGUGGUCUUAUGCAUGCGCAAAACAAUUGAUCGAGAGGCUAAUCUAUGCUGAGGGUGCUGAAAAUGGCCUUGAAUUCACCAUUGUUAGACCUUUCAACUGGAUGGGCCCUAGGAUGGAUUUCAUUCCAGGGAUUGAUGGUCCCAGUGAAGGUGUUCCCAGGGUUCUUGCUUGCUUUAGCAAUAAUCUUCUCAGACGUGAGCCUUUGAAGCUAGUUGAUGGUGGUGAAUCUCAAAGGACCUUUGUCUAUAUCAAGGAUGCCAUUGAAGCUGUUCUUUUGAUGAUUGAGAAUCCUGCUAGAGCUAAUGGUCAUAUCUUCAAUGUUGGAAACCCCAAUAAUGAAGUUACAGUGAGGCAGCUAGCUGAAAUGAUGACCAAGGUUAGUGAAAAGGGUAUUUUGGGAAAGUAAAAGUUUGGUCCUGUCCUAAG
Lactuca sativa (garden lettuce) is the source of this 647-nucleotide messenger RNA. RefSeq names its product UDP-D-apiose/UDP-D-xylose synthase 2. Lineage: Eukaryota; Viridiplantae; Streptophyta; Magnoliopsida; Asterales; Asteraceae. The record is from RefSeq and is a predicted model, not a curated record.